AUUUGUCGGCCAUAUUGUGAGGGAAUUUGAUACAUCAACUGGGUUAGCAGGAGCUGGUUUUACUACCAAGAGGAUAUCGCAGACUCUCAGAAGCGCAUUUACCACAACUGGUGGCAACAUGUUUAGAAUAGGGAUAGGAGUGUGUUGGAUUUUUAUAGUUUAUGUCGGAAAUUCUCAAGGAAUCUCGGAGGCUAACCGUUUUGACCCACGCAUAAUCUCAAAAAAUGUUGAUGAGAGAGGGGCUCCGCUGUUUCACGGGGUGAUAGGAGAGAAUGAGAAGGUUGUGGUGCUGGAUGAACCCUUAACGGCCAAGGAUGACGAUGAAAUGGGCGAAGCAAAACUGAUCUGUGGCUACAAAAUUCACAAGAGAGAACAUAAUCGCAUUCCAUUUGUGAUUCGGGUGACAGACCGUGUGACUGGGUUGGCUACAAUCAAACUCAGCGCUAAGGCCAAAAACAUCAACUAUGAGAAGCGAAAAGAAUACAAGUUUUCCAUUUCGGCAUAUGACUGUCCAGAUGGAGCUAGGCGGUACUCAGAAAGAGCCUGGGUGAUUGUUAGGGUUACAGACAAGGAUGAAAGCAUACCAAAGUUUGACAAAGAUGCUUACAUCAUUGAGCUGGAGGAGAAGAGAAUGUAUGACAAUGUCCUGAAAGUCAGUGCCCUUGACUUAGAUCGCUCUCCAGAGUUUGGGGAAAUCUGUGACUACAAGAUCCUUACCCCCAAUGAACCAUUCUCCAUUGACAGUACAGGAACCAUCAAGACAACAAGGAAGCUGGAUUACUCUAAGCGCACCAAUCACAUCCUGGCAGUUGUGGCAGAGGACUGUGCCCACCGGCAGUCUGCACCUGUCAUGGUCAACAUCAAGGUGCUGAAGACGUGUGGCUGGCACGGGUUCCCCAGUCAUGUGGACUACCUGCCAGGCAGUGGCAGGAAGAAGCUGGCACCUAGCGCAGCCCUGAAGGUUUGUGGGAAGACUUGCAACAUCACCAAGGUGGCAGUGAGGAUCAUUUUAGAGACAAAGCACAUUGGGAAGGGCUGUGACAGGGAUACCUACUCUAUCAAGUCUCAGCGACACCUGUGCAGUGCUAGUGAGGGUAGCGUUGACCUCCUCCCUUCUCCAUCUGAUGCCACUUCAUGGACCAAGGACCUUCCCACAGACGACGGCCACAUGAGUGACCGCAUUUUUGGUUUUGAUGGGAAGAUCAACGCCGUGGAGGUACCCAUGGGGCAGUUCAACCACCAUUUGAAGGAACAUUUCACCAUGGCAACCUGGAUGAAGCAUGAACGUGGUGAUGAUGAUAAUCGCUCUCAUCAUCACCCUGCCAAGGAACAUAUUCUCUGUAUGUCAGAUGCUAAAGCUAUGAGCCGCCAUCACUAUUCCUGGUUUGUGCAUGGUGACAAGCUGGUACUUCUGAAGAGACGUGAGGCCAGUGAUGCAGACAACCUGGAAGACUUUAAGCCCGCAGAGUGGCGAUGGCACAUCCCCCAGCUCAACGACAACCAGUGGCAUCAUUACGCCAUCAGCAUGGGCAAGGACUCGGCCAAGAACAGGGAUGAGGCAAGUUUGUACAUUGAUGGGAAGAUGUUGAUUCCUGACGCUAACAACCCUGUGAUUGUGGAGGACUGGGCACUGCACCCGACGCACAAGGUCAACUCCACGCGCCUCAUGGUCGGGGCUUGCUGGCAAGGAGCUGAUCAGAAGCUGGACAUGUUUUUCCGGGGCUACCUGGCGGGGCUGUACAUCCUGAAUGGGAAGACGGAGAGUUAUCGCGUGAUCAAAUGUCUGACCAACUGUAAGGAGACGUUGGAAUUUCACUCCCUCCAGAAGAUGGACUCGGGAAUGACUGUGAGUUUUAACUCUGACAUGACGGAGGUUAGCAUCACUGCUCAGAGCUUGGCUGAGGUGGAGAAGAUUGUUAGAGAAGUGAGCUAUGUGAAUGCCCGUAGCUACCCGACCCCUGGGCGCCGUGCACUCAGGGUGGAGACAGGAGUGGUUGCUUUAGUCUUCUGGCGCAAUUACGCCAAAACACUGUGCCCCAAAGAUGGAGAGCCAACUGCUGCACCAUCAGUGGCUGAUGUGAACUCGUACGUCAUGGUUCUUUCAUCUGAGGAUCCAGUCAUCUCCCUGUCAGCCUAUGUCAACAGGGCUUGGUCAGUCGAGGAUCUGGCUAAAGGACAGAAAAUCUUCUCCACUGUGGAGCUGAAGGCUACCCUGGAACCAGAAGAGGACAUGGACAGCAAACUGGAGGAGUAUGAAACCAAGAAGCUGAAUGCAAAGUCGCUCUCUUCUGUUGAAAUGUUCUCUUUAGAGUCUACAAGUUACAAGUCUGAAGAUCCUUUUCUCCUGGACAAAUGUACAAUCCGUGCGGAUCCACCCAUGAACCUCAAGGUGGAGCGGCUGACCUUCCCCAAUAACCUGAUGGACAUGCUGAGUAUGACAGAGCAACAGAAGAUGGACAGCACAGAGACGAAUGAGGGCGUUGUAAUAACAGGCCUGAACAAGAUUGAGCACUAUGAGUUAGUUCUAAGAGAGAUCCACUAUUACCAUGAAGACGCUGACAAACUGUCAACGCGACAUUUCUACGUCAAAUGUUCCACACAGGAUGAUCGGUUCACAAGCAACGAACUCAAAAUGACGAUCUCUGCCAUCCAUGAGGAGAAGAUCGCCCCUGUACACGUCGCUCAUGCCAUGAAGGCUGAAUCCGUAGAAGUCGCCCGUGCCAGUGUGGCCCAUAACCCAGUCCACGCCCUAACAGCAGCGGCUGCACCCAGUAUGGGUAUGGUGGCCAUCAUUGUGGUCUGUGUUGGCUUUCUCUUGUUCAUGAUCAUCCUGGGUGUGAUAAGGAUUCGUGCUGCCCACAACCGUACCCGUGUGGUUACUGUGGAUGAGAGGCAGGAGGAGAUGGAGUGGGAUAACACUGCCCUCAAUAUCACGGUCAACCCGCUGGAGCAGGAAGUUCUCCUCCCUCAACAGAAUAUAGAGUAUGACAGAGAUGUGGAGGUGAUGCACAACCUGAGAGAUGAUGAGGACGACAGCGAUGAUGACGGAAGUAGUUUUCAUGAUGAUUUAGAAAGCUCUGAGGAAGAGGCAGAGAAAGUGAAAGAUCGUGAUUUAGAGUGGGAUGACUCCACACUGUCUUUUUAAGGUCACCAAUUAGUGGAGUGUGAAUCAAGUGCUUGGACGAGAUUGUUAAUUAUUCCAAUUUGCAUUUCGAGGGUAAGAAGCCCAGUUGGAACUUCACAAAGGAAUUGACCAACACAAUUUUUUUUUAAAUGCAUUUUUGAGAUGAGCGCCUGUUUAGUAGGGAACUUGAGUGCUGUAUGACUUGUGCUGAUCUUUUGCUUAAUCAACUGGGGACUGUAUCCAGUUGGGAUUUAAUGUUCAACCCAGACAACUGCUCCAGAACUCGUGGUAUGGACUGGUGGAAACAGUAGAAGGGAAGGCGCAAUAAAAAAUGGUUUUAGCUCAUUGGAACAUGGUCAGAGCGCUUGUCAUCCAUGUAGCACUAGCUCUACAUCACACAACCAUCAUCUGCUCUUUAGCCACACUGUCAUGUCAGGCUGACACAUGGCUGCUCUGUUCUUUGUGGUAUCUAGACCAGUUGAUGAGGAACUGACACUUUCACACACUGCUGGAGUUAGUCCUCCUGAGGGCUAGAACCUCACCAGUUGUAUCUAUAAACACCUAUAGACCCCUCUCUUCUUCAUGUAGCAAGGGUAUGGGGGGUCUUCAAUAGAUUCAUAAUGGUGUUACCCACGUUUAUUUACUUUUUAACAAUAAGAAUGCUGCCAAAGAGUGGCUGUUGAUUUGUGUGUUAAUGACUGUUUCUGUUGGGAUGGGGUGUGAAGGGUUGGGAUAGGGUGUUGUUUGGUUUCUAACAUUCCAUGGAUCUCUGGAAUGUCAGAUUGCCACCUAUACCUAUUACAUGUGAAAUUUACAUACUUAUAUACACAUAUACAUGGUUUAGUGAUGUUAGGGUGGAAAAUAUAUAUAUACAUAUAUGUACAUGUAUGGAAAAAUGCAGGUCAUUUAGCACAAGUUGUUGCAUUUGAUUAUCACUGAUAGUUGCAUCCUUGAGUGUUCGUAGUGAGGUUAGUCUUUAGGCAUACCUUUUUAACAGCAAUCACCCUAGCUGCUUUAAGAUUUGAGAACGUCAAUUUUAGACUUGUUUUGUUAAGGGGGACAAAACUCAUGCUGCACUAUAUGAUAUUGGGUUGGGGGUCCUGAUACUGAACUGUACAUUUUGACAGUUAUUUUAGACCAUUUGAUGUGUUGGCCAACAUUUAUUCCAUCAUUUUGUCUUGCAUUGUAAGUAUUUUGCCUUUCUAGAUAAAUGCCAUGAUGUCAGUUUUUCCAGUUGUGGUCUAUUAUGUCUAAUGUGUAUAUAGAUAUAUAUGUAUGGUUCUGUCUCCAAAUUUUACUGUGAAACUUACACGUCCCAAAAACACUGUCCUGUCGUGAAACACUCUUUCAGGAGUCCACUUUUUCCAGCCAGGUUUGAUCUCUCGUUUUUUUCUUUUAAAUUUGUUUUAACGUAUAAAAAAAACCAAAUACCAGCAGUUGAAAACUCCAUUUUAUGUACUCUGAACUGAAUCCAGUUUUCCUCUGCCCCAACCCUACCUUUGUUACACAUGUGGUACCAUCCUGGAAGAGGAGCUCAGUAACAGAUCCAGUCAUGACACAUGUCACACUUCUGAAUAUGUCACGUCUAGAUUGUCUGGAAUUCACCCAAGGGUGUGGAAGCUGGCGGUAGAGACACUUAUCACCAGAUGCUUCAAUCAAAAUCAUGAGACCAUAAAAAAUAUAAUAAAAAAACCAACCUCUGAUUUUGUGUUAAACUAUUUUUAGACAUUUUACCUGCUGGAAACAGUGAUGUAAUAUGUUUAGUGUAGGGCGAUUGCUGUUUAGCUUGGUGAGUGAUUUACUUUACAGACUACAUGAAGAUUGUAGGCCAGAGAAUGUUAGUGUCUGUGUAACUUUUCCAAAGAUGUUCAUGUAAGUUUCUUUGUCAAGUGUGGCUAGUUUUGUGUCCAAGUUAAUGGUACCUGUACUAAGAUGUACACAGUAUGUUAUCAUCUUGGUGAAAUGUUUCGGUCAUGUAAAUGUGAUUGUUGUAGUUCAAUUCUUAUCGUACAUUAAACUCUGAACAGUUCAGAGAUUCGGAUUUGACAACAAUUUUAAUUUCUAAUGUUUAUACCGCCCUCUUGUUUACAACCCUCAUCACCAGUUUAUCAUUAAUAAAUCCCCUGUAGGUUUUCUUUAACAUUUUGUUAAAGUUUAGGUGACUAAAUACUUUGAUUUCUUGGUUCGUCUAAUCUCCCUUCUUUCUAAGUUCAGAUCCCUCUUCAUUUAAAAUAAUUGUAUGACUUUUUUUUUUUUUUUUUUAAACCUUUUAUGUUUUCGGCAUUUAAGUUAUAAAGCAUUGUGAUUAUGACUUGGUUGAUUUGAUAACCUUUGUGACUACCAUUCAUUGUCAUAUGUUAGGCUUUCCUCAAACGAUGUAAAAAUUUCUUCUUUUAUAAACUGUAAAUUUAAAAGGGGAAUAUUUAGUUCAGUUUUGUUUUGUCUUCCUGUUAAUAAAACACCAUAAAUAUAA
Molecule: messenger RNA, 5597 nt
Organism: Liolophura sinensis
Lineage: Eukaryota; Metazoa; Mollusca; Polyplacophora; Chitonida; Chitonidae
Product: calsyntenin-1-like
Exons: 18
Coding region: 119-3145 (1008 amino acids)
Biological process (GO): homophilic cell-cell adhesion; positive regulation of synaptic transmission; positive regulation of synapse assembly
Cellular component (GO): cell surface; postsynaptic membrane
Molecular function (GO): calcium ion binding
Source: RefSeq, a predicted model, not a curated record